Molecule: messenger RNA, 1427 nt
Organism: Brassica oleracea var. oleracea
Lineage: Eukaryota; Viridiplantae; Streptophyta; Magnoliopsida; Brassicales; Brassicaceae
Product: protein TRIGALACTOSYLDIACYLGLYCEROL 1, chloroplastic
Exons: 3
Coding region: 228-1271 (347 amino acids)
Biological process (GO): phospholipid transport
Cellular component (GO): ATP-binding cassette (ABC) transporter complex
Source: RefSeq, a predicted model, not a curated record
AACCCAAGUUAUGUUUUGCUAUUUCUUUUAGUUGAGAAAAGGUUACGGACUUGCGAGCUCUGGAUGAAUCAUCUGAAGCAGCAAAGCUUCUUCCAUCUUCCUUGCUUGGUUUCUAUUCUGAACUUAAGUUCUCUUGAAUCUACUAUCCAUAGAUACUACUUUCCACUUGUAAUUGCUCUUAUCGAGGGGAAUCAAGUUUAGCGUGUUGCCUUAAACGCUGUUAGACAAUGAUGCAGACUUGUUGUAUCCAUCAGUCAUUGCCAUUUCCUCAGAGAAUUCUUCCAAGGCUCGAUGCUUCCAUCGGUUUUAAGCCUCCCAAACUCGGUUUCAUUGGAAAGAAUCAGCCUUUGGGGAUUUUGAAUCUUAUACGGCAAAGAAGAUUAUACGUGAACUUGAAUGCUAAUGACGCUCACCCAUCCAUGUCUAUCCUAGAAGAAGAAACCUCCUCUGAAAACAGCGCACCGACUCCAGAAGCUGAGCUUCCAUUCAGCGAAUGGUCACCUUCUAAAUCCAUAUGGAGAGGCUUAUCAGUCCCCAUCAUAGCAGGACAAGUCCUUCUCCGGAUACUCAAGGGCAAGAUCCACUGGAGAAACACUCUCCAACAGCUCGAGAGAACCGGACCCAAAUCUCUGGGAGUCUGCCUUCUCACUUCCACGUUCGUUGGCAUGGCUUUCACCAUCCAGUUCGUUAGAGAAUUCACCAGGCUAGGCGUCAACAGAUCCAUCGGAGGCGUCUUGGCUCUCGCCUUCUCCAGAGAGCUCAGUCCUGUCAUCACGUCCAUCGUUGUCGCCGGGAGAAUGGGAAGCGCGUUUGCAGCUGAGCUGGGGACAAUGCAAGUCUCGGAGCAAACCGAUACGCUCCGUGUCUUAGGAGCUGACCCGAUUGAUUAUCUCAUCACGCCGAGAGUCAUCGCUUCGUGUCUGGCCUUGCCGUUUCUGACUCUCAUGUGUUUCACUGUCGGGAUGGCUUCGAGCGCUCUGCUAUCCGAUGCGGUUUAUGGGAUUAGUAUUAACAUAAUCAUGGACUCGGCUCAUAGAGCGCUUAGACCGUGGGACAUUGUGAGUGCCAUGAUUAAGUCUCAGGUGUUUGGUGCUAUAAUAUCUGUGAUUAGUUGUUCUUGGGGAGUUACCACUACGGGAGGUGCUAAAGGUGUUGGAGAAUCCACAACUUCUGCAGUUGUCAUGUCUCUUGUCGGAAUCUUUAUUGCUGAUUUUGUGCUUUCUUCCUUCUUCUUUCAGGGUGCUGGAGAUUCUUUAAAGAACUGUGUGUAACUUUUUUUUUUUACAUAUUAAAAACCCCGUUUACAUAGCAAUAGAUACGAUAAACAAACAUAGUUAGAUUUGUACCUUUUUUGUUUACUUUGUGUUAGUUGAGCUCAAGCUCAUCAGAGAAGAAGCUCGAAAUAGAAAUAUCUUCUGUUAUUUUCA